Molecule: messenger RNA, 3315 nt
Organism: Cyprinodon variegatus (sheepshead minnow)
Lineage: Eukaryota; Metazoa; Chordata; Actinopteri; Cyprinodontiformes; Cyprinodontidae
Gene: asb13
Product: ankyrin repeat and SOCS box containing 13
Exons: 6
Coding region: 1621-2490 (289 amino acids)
Biological process (GO): protein ubiquitination; positive regulation of protein catabolic process
Molecular function (GO): protein binding
Source: RefSeq, a predicted model, not a curated record
CACCCUGCUUAGAUAUCAUGGAGGGGUCUGAAAUUGCCAUUGUUGGUGCAUGUCCACUAUGAGAGAAAAUCCCAAUAUAUAGUUUUGUAACAAUGUAUUUGUAUGAUACAACUGAAUAAGUAUUUGAACACCUGAGCAAAUCAAUGUUAAUAUUUGGUACAGUAGCCUUUGUUUGCAAUCAAAUGUUUCCUGUAGUCUUUCACCAAACUUGCGUACACUGCAGCAGUGAUUUUGGCCCACUCAUCCACACAGAUCUCAUCUAGAUCAGUCAGGUUUUUGGGCUGUCGCUGAGUUUGAGCUCCCUCCAAAGUUUCUCUAUUGGGUUUAGGUCUGAAGACUGGCUAGGCCACACCAGAACCUUGAUAUGCUUCUUACUGAGCCACUCCUUUGUUAUCCUGGCUGUUUGCUUCUGGUCAUUGACAUGUUGGAACAUCCAGCCUCGACCCAUCUUCGUCACUGGAGGUUGUUUCCCACAAUGGCAAUACGUGGGACCAGUCAUCCUAUCCUCAAUACAGUGCAGUCACCCUGUCCCAUGUGCAGAAAACACCCCCAAAGCAUGAUGCUACCACCCAUGUGCUUCACAUUAGGGAUGGUUUUCUUGGAAUUAUACUUAUCAUUCUUCCUCCUCCAAACAUGGUUUGUGGAAUUAUGACCAAAAAGUUCUAUUUUGGUCUCAUCUGCCCACAUGACUUUCUCUCAUGACUCCUCUGGAUGAUCCAAAUGGUCAUUUGCAAACUUCUGAUUGGCCUUGACAUGUACUGGUUUAAGUAGGGUAACCUUCCGUGCCAUGCAUUAUUUUACACCAUGACAUCUUAGUGUAUUACCAUCAGUAACCUUGGAAACGGUGGUCCCAGCUCUUUUCAGGUAAUUGAUCCACUCCUCCUGUGUAGUCCUGGGUUGAUUUCUUACCUUUCUGAGGAUCAUUGAGACCCAUUGAGGUAAGUUCUUGCAUGCAGCCUCAGUCAGAUGGAGAUUGAGAGUCAUGUUUAGCUUCUUCCAUUUUCUAAUGAUUGCUCAUAACCCUUUCCCCGUAGCACUUUCCAUCAUUUGUACUUUUCAGAUAUAAAAUUGUAGGAUUUACUUCAAACAUACCUGGUGCCUACAGAUAACCAUAGUUUAGCGGUUAGGUAGACCUUAUAAAACAGGUUGGUCAGUACAACCAAAAAAUGUACUGAAUUUUACCAAUUGGGUUGGUAGUUAUAUGUCCAACCAUCCCUUUGGUAAAACAAUCAAUCUAAUUCUGUUGUGUUUUUAACCAAUCUGUAUUGGUAAAAGGGCAAAUUGGUCACUUUGACCAAAAUGACGUCUCUUUAAUUUAUUUCAAAAUUUAUCAGCAAACAAACAACAACUACAAACACUAAGAACAUAUAUCAAGAUUUUUGCAAGACGCUUCCUGUUUAUGUAACUUCUCAAUCGCUGCUCCUCCUGACUACAUUUCCCAGAAUCCCCCGGCAUUCCUCUAGCUUGCACUGCGCAUGCUCAGUCUGAACGGCACCCUGCUCGGCUGUAAUUUCUAAUAAUGCAGCGUUUACAGGAUUUUUUAAUUCUUUCCUUCAAAAUGAGGCGCACCAUCGGCUGAUUCUACACCGACAGCCGAAAGCAGGAGAACGGGAAGAUGAAAUGGAGAUAACUCGGGCCAGACCGUCGCUGUAUGGAGAAAUCGCUCAUGGCCUCGGGUUCUGGACAGACCGGUCAGCCGUGCACGAAGCUGCCGCUCAGGGCCGAGCCCUACAGCUGCAGCAGCUGAUUGAGGCGGGUGCGGCCGUAAACAUUGUGGCCGUGGACUCCAUCACCCCGCUGCAUGAGGCGUGCAUUCAGGGUCAGACCCAGUGUGUCAGGCUGCUUCUGGACGCCGGUGCACAGGUGGAUGCUAGAAACAUUGAUGGAAGCACCCCGCUGUGUGACGCCUGUGCGGCCGGUAGCUUGGAUUGUGUCAAACUACUGUUGGAAUACGGAGCAACCGUCAAUCCUCCUCUGUUCACUUUCUCUCCGCUUCAUGAGGCUUGCAUGGGAGGUAACUCAGACUGUGUUCAGCUGAUGAUUGAUCGAGGAGCCUUCAUGGAGGCUCAUGACUGUCACUAUGGAACGCCGCUUCAUGUAGCCUGUGCCAGGCAGCACUUUGACUGCGCCAAAGUGCUCCUCAUGGCAGGGGCCAAUGUGAACGCCUCCAAGCUCCAUGAGACGGCUCUUCAUCAUGCAGCUAAAACUAAGAACACGGAUCUGAUAGAGCUGCUUGUUGAAUUCGGUGGAAAUGUUUUCGCCCGCGACAACCUCAACAAGAAGCCCAUCCACUACACCAGCGUGGGAUCUCCCUCAUAUCUCUGCCUCGAGUUCUAUGAAAACACUCCCCUCAGCCUGCAGCAGCUCAGCAGAGUGGCUUUGAGGAGGACUCUCGGCACACGUGCGCAUCAAGUCAUUUCUGAGCUGUCCUUCCCCAAGAGCAUCAUAAGAUUCCUUUCUUACAUGAAACCUCUUGUUAUUGAAAUCUAAACACAUUUAAUAAGCUUAUUCUGACAUCUAAAUAAGCUAUUCAUAGGGUUUGUUUAGGAUCCAACACGGCAGGAUGCCGGGAGUUUGCACUCAAAACAACCAAGACUGCAAAACUAGCCGGACCUAUGAAGCAUGUUCUCAUGAGGGUUUUUCUUACAAAGAAAGGAGGGAAGGCUGCAUGUAGAGACUGGACACUCUGACACAUUUCUAUAAAACAAGGGAAUCUCUUGAUAACAGCGACACCAACAAGGACUUUUUUUCUUUUUGCCCGUUAAGGUCAUUUCUUUAGAAAUUUGUGUGAAUUUGCGCAAGAGGUCUGCAGGCUUGUUACAACUGGCAGGGUUCUUUGAAGCCAUUACCGGUAACAGAAUCUGGUUUUUCAUGUUUCUGGGAACUGCUUUACACUGAACUGACUAGUUUGAAUCAAAGCAGCGUGAACUUUAGAUCACCACUAGUCAUACAGGUCGGGUGAAUACUGUCUGCCUCUCUCAUAAAUCGUAGCUAUCCUAACCUUAUCCUAGCUUGCCGAUCAUAAAUGUUCUAUAGAAACUGAAGCAUACUAAUGAACGUUGUGCUUAUCGUUAGGAAACCAUAAAAAGUACAGAGUCACAUGGAAGCCAUCUUUACAGCAAUAUAUAUGUAAGAGGCUUCAUCAAAUUCUUUAAUGAUAAACUGACUCUAAAGGAGCUUAUUAUUUAUUAAUUAGCACUGUAUAUUUGUAUGUAAUUGUACAUAUUCUGUAACUAUUCUUUUUUUUUUUUGUAAAUAUGUAAAUUGUACAGAUGUUAUACCUGUAUGAAGUUUGUGGAAAUAAAAAGACCAAAA